Messenger RNA from Penicillium chermesinum, 294 nucleotides. RefSeq lists its product as uncharacterized. Lineage: Eukaryota; Fungi; Ascomycota; Eurotiomycetes; Eurotiales; Aspergillaceae. The record is from RefSeq and is a predicted model, not a curated record. Bases 1 to 294 code for a protein of 97 amino acids. The transcript has a single exon.
AUGAGAGUCACUCUCAUUUCACCGCCGGCCCCGGGAGGAAAGACCUGCUACAAAUACAAGGCCAUGGGGAAAUCACCAUCUUCAAUGGUAUUGAGCAUGGGUGAUGCUAGUGUUGUCAUCCACAUUGGCCCCACUGGCAGGUCCAAUUCACUGGCCUUCAAGCUGGCUUCAUGGUUGGCUUCCAAGGCGGGGAACGCAAAUGAUUCAAUAUUAUGUCAUUGCUCCCUGGUUUGCCAGGCGCUAAACCGAGCCAGCCCCAGCUGGUCUCCUCGAAGCGCCAAACGUACGCUUUGA